UCAUGCUCUGACAGUUGUGUAAGUUGAUACUUGAUUCGUUGUGCAUUGUAUGAUUGCUUGAUCACCUUUUCAUUUAAAAGGUGUUUGUGUUUAAAUAACUUAAAUACAAUGUUUCAGAAAUAUUACUAUAGCCUUAUUUAUUGUAAUUAAUGAUAUAAUCCUUGUUAGUUCAACAUAUACGUUAUCGUUGGUAAGGGUAGAAUUUGCCGAACUGCGCUCAAUGUUUUGGGCAAAUAUUAUGUAAAAUUAAGUAAAAGGAAAUAACAAUGGCAAAUUCAGUGAACAUAUCAAUAGAAGCCCCAAUUGAAAACCAGAUUCAAGAAAUUACCUACGAUGGCCAAGAGAUAUACCAAGCGCCAUUGUCUAUGUCAGAGAAUCUCGCCCGUUUAGCACAAAAGAUAGAUUUCUCUAAGACUGAUGAUGAGUUCUGUAACAUCAAGAAGGAAGGUGAAAGUAGUUCUGAUUCCAAGUCGGAGGAUGAAAAUAAAGAGCCUGGGUACCAGUCCAGUCUAUGGCCCUGGGAUUCUGUCAGAAACAAACUCAGAAAUGCACUCACUGAAGUUUGUGUGCUGGCUGAUGUACUUAGCAUUGCUAAAGAAAAAAGAUACAUGGUAUUAGACCCUGUUCAACCUGAACAAGUCGAAGGAAGACCAAUGGUCCAAGUUUAUGGAAGGAAGAAGGCCCUUGGUGCAGCUGCUGCAGUACUCCUUGCUGGUGUAGAGCGCCUCAGGGCCAGUGAGACUAUGAGGAUGACCCGCAAUAUGCCUGACUUCCACAUAGACCUGUUGAGGCUCCGUCAAAACUGGAGAUUAAAGAAAGUUUCUAAUACCAUUGUUGGGGAUCUCAGUUAUCGUACUGCUGGCUCUAAGUUCAGCCAAACUGGAGUUUUUGAGGUCACUAAAGCCCCAGAGGAACAGAUAGCUCAAGCUAUGAAUGCAGCGGGACCAGUACCAUCUGCUUUGCGUGUCACAGUCCCACCAGAACUACAGGGUGUGGCCUUCAUAUCUGUACUGUGUCAAAAAGAACAAGAAGAUGUAGUAACAGCUACACUGAGUUCGGCUGCUAUAAACUGCCCGGGGACACUGCCAGGCGAUGGCGCGGAACUCCACUGGCAGCAGAAGUUAGAGGCGGCUCAGAAUGUUCUCUUUUGUAAAGAGCUGUUCGCCAGAUUAGCGGCUGAAGCAGUGCAGCUUGACGCUUCUAUACCUCACAUGGUCGUCGGCAAUCAGAUUAUGGCCACGGUUUUACCUGGGAUUCAGCUGUUGAUUGGACUCUGUCACAACAAUGGUCAAAAUAACAAUAAUGCUAACCCUGAAGGUGUCAAGCCUGAAAGUGCAACUGGGAAGUCGGACCACGACCACGUUCUGGAACAUUCUUUGCACCAGCUACUGCGAGCCGUGCAUCACGCUAACACCCAUCAUCCCUUCCCCCAUCCCGCCACAGGCCCACUAGGGCCUUCCAAACGCCGAUGCCUAGCAGGGCCUAUGGCAGCCGACCGCUACGAGUUGCUGGACAUGAGUAAGGAACAGUCCCUACUGGAACAAAUUAUACAACAGGCACAACACUUCUUUAUGCGAAGGCGUAGUGAAUACGUUCUUGACACUAUUGCUAAAGAGGUCAAAGACCCACUGAUUGUGUCACACUGGAAUGCUCUGAACAGCCCGACACAAUCAUGUGUAAAGAUCAAUAUUAUGGCUUAUGGAUAUGACGCCGUCUGCAGAACCUCGCUAGUUGUACAUGUUGGGGAGAAGACUCUCAAAUGCAUUUGCCGUGAUGGCAAAGUGAGGCAUUUAUCUUAUGAAUUGCAAGAACUAAGAGAUCUCAUUUACUGCCAGAUAUAUCAGCAUCAGAUGACUGCUGUACAGGCGGUUGGCCGAUGCAUGGGCUGGCAACUGUUAGCGAGCAGUUCUCACCUUGGUUCUGGCCCUGUAGAACCAUUGGGAAAUGCGUCCUCUUGUCUACUUGCAUCACCAAAUGGUGACCGGAUGAUUGCAAUAAGAUGUGAGCCAUCAGUUGGUAUUCAAGUAUUUAUAGCUCAAUCACCAAGAAAAGACUUCUUUACAAGUGAACUGGUUCAAGAUAAAAAAUGGGAACAUCUCGGAGGAGCCUUCAAAGAAAUUAAGUUAGAGAAAAUGGAAGGAAAAAACUUUUUGAACAAAAUGGAAUUACUCAUGGCGUGUCUCAGCAGUCCAUCAUAAUUGAAUACAAAUUAAGAUCUUUAGUGGAUAAGAAUAAUUUUUGUGAUGUCAUUUUGUAUGGACAUAAUAAAAAAUCUAAAUGAAUUAUA
Molecule: messenger RNA, 2287 nt
Organism: Trichoplusia ni (cabbage looper)
Lineage: Eukaryota; Metazoa; Arthropoda; Insecta; Lepidoptera; Noctuidae
Gene: MED17
Product: mediator of RNA polymerase II transcription subunit 17
Exons: 12
Coding region: 267-2198 (643 amino acids)
Biological process (GO): regulation of transcription by RNA polymerase II
Cellular component (GO): core mediator complex; mediator complex
Molecular function (GO): transcription coregulator activity
Source: RefSeq, a predicted model, not a curated record